AGACGUGAUCGAGAUCUGUCCUCUGUGGUCGAAAAGUUUAACAUUACUAUGUUGUGAUCACCGGUUGUGAUCAAAAGCUCACGGAGUCAGGUUCGGCUGUUGUUUGAAUUUUGAGGUUGUGAUUUUUUUGACAGAUCGAGUGAGCGCGCAUAUUAGCAUUGAAUGAUUUCGUCUGGGUAAACAACAACAGCGAAGGAUAUGAAUUAAUUGUGCUUAAUCAAUGGCUAAUAUGUCUGAUGGUGACUACGACUUCCACAGAUCAAGCGGUUGCGAUGAAUUUUUAGUUCAGUAUCAUGCAAUUUCUAAUAAAUUGAAAAAACGAUUCUUGAGAAAGCCAAAUGUAUCUGAAGCCUGUGAUCAGUUUGGUAUAUUAGCAACUCAGUGUGAGCAAAAAGAACUAUGGCAAUAUGCUGGGUUAUGCUGGCUAGCAGCAGCCCGAUGUCAGGGAACGUUGGGUAAUGCAACUGCAGAAGCAAGUUUACUGGCAAGGGCUGGGAGGCAAUUUCUCACAGCAGAGAAAAAAAAUUGUGUCAUUGGAUGUCCAUCACCAGGUCAAGAAAAUAUCCAGGCUGCUGUGAGCUGUUUUGGCCAUUCUUUGGCCCGCACUCAAAAUCAACCUGAAUCUAGUGUAGGGGCUGCUGGUUUGGCACUGGAAUUAGCAAACGCUUUAGGUUCAAGUCCUGCAGGUUCUCAACAACUUCGAAGAGCUCUUAGCAUACACACUACUCCAGAAUCGCUUGGUAUGCUGGCAUCUUCUUAUGUAAAGCAAGGUGAUUACGUAAUGGCUUUAAAUGUACUCACUGAACUAGUGGAACUCGUUGAAGCUAAUGUUGGAACAGGGAAUACUCCAACUGGGAAUAACUGUGAUAUAUUACACAGAUGCGAAGUCAGCAGGGUUCUAUUGCUUCUCAUACUCCAGCCUACACCGCAAAGACUAGCCCCUGGAUUGGCGCAAGUGUUGGAGAAGUAUGCUUGGAUUGAAGAAAGUAAUAAUGCAGGUCCUGGGAUGGGAGAGGACGAAAUGCUGCUCUUCCAGUCCUUAGUAUUAGCCUGUCAGUCCCAACAUUAUCAAGCAUUACUAGAACUUGAGGGCGAGUUGUGGUCAUACUUAGAUGCUGAACAAAAAGAACUGCUGCGUAAGCUAGCGCAAAUAUUAACAACCCGAUAAUUUCUAAGGUGAGCUAAUAAAAUCUAUCACACAAA
Messenger RNA from Athalia rosae (coleseed sawfly), 1203 nucleotides. RefSeq names its product 40-kDa huntingtin-associated protein-like. Lineage: Eukaryota; Metazoa; Arthropoda; Insecta; Hymenoptera; Athaliidae. The coding region runs from base 221 to 1168 and encodes 315 amino acids. The transcript is spliced from 7 exons. The record is from RefSeq and is a predicted model, not a curated record. Gene Ontology annotation, molecular function: protein binding. Gene Ontology annotation, cellular component: early endosome. Gene Ontology annotation, biological process: vesicle cytoskeletal trafficking.